AUGACGAAUACCCUUGUGGCUGCCGUGCCUCCAGGGUUUCGCCGUGUACCUCCCUCUCUAUUAGCGGUGUUCGCCAUUUCCUGGUGCUUCGGGAGUGCAGCGACUACACCUGCAAUCACUGUAGCUCAUAGCCCGAUCUGGGAAAGAAGCAACUUGGCCGACUUACAGCUGAGCCUCAACAACAAUGGCGGAUCCGUUCGCUCAAGCCGUGUUCCGAGCCACCAGCAGCAGCCGCUGCAGACCCCGCUCACGCCCGUCCCCGCCGUUCCCCCGCUCGCCCCGCUUCGCCCCGGCGAUCCCAAGUCCCCAAAUGCUGCUGCUGUAGUGGCGUCUGCGUUUGGACAGAGUGGGUUGCAGGGGCAGCAGACGCGACCUGCGAAUAACGCCUUUGAAAUUUCUCCACCCACUCUUUCCUCCCUGCCUGCACCUACCGUCUGCCCCUGCCCUGCUGUCACCGAUCCCUACAGCUCACAUUCACUCCGCCUUCCGCGUCUCUUCCUCUGCUCCCUUCCCAACCCGCUGGCCCCUGCUCCUGUUCCUGCUCUUGCUCCUGCUCCUGCUCCUGCUGCUGCUGCUGCUCCUGCUUCUGAUCCCUCUGCACGUUUUGUCCCCUCUGCAACUGCCUCUGCAGCAGCAGCAACAGCUUGA
Molecule: messenger RNA, 648 nt
Organism: Closterium sp. Naga37s-1
Lineage: Eukaryota; Viridiplantae; Streptophyta; Zygnematophyceae; Desmidiales; Closteriaceae
Source: the annotation of a GenBank genome assembly